UAUCAGUCUGAUUUGUCAAGUGUGUCGUGACGUAGGCAGACGUCAUCAUCGGGAGGUACAAAUAGCGCUGGAAAACUUGGACAUCUCAGUCGUGAUCAAGAUUUCGUCACAGGUAUUAAUAUUCUGAUCAAUGGCGACACUACAGCAGCAACGGGUGAUGGUGGUGAUGAUGGCCAUGAUGGUGGGCGCCAGUAUGGCCAUUCCCUCCCAUGUGGCCAACAGAAUGAUACCCAGCUGGUGGAUCAACGCUAGGACCAAGGGGACAUGCUCAUCGUGGUCAGACUGUGGCCCGCAGGAGUGUUGUGUGCGGCCCAUGUUGGCCACCAACAACUACUGCCUCCCCUACAACACCCUCGGCCAGACCUGUGUGGCCUCUGCCCUCAUGGUGGACGUCGAGAGAGAGAUUUACCUCGACAACUGCCCCUGUGUCAGCCACCUCACCUGCGCCAACCUUCACUCUCACAGUGUGUGUAUCGAUCCAGACUCCUUCGACCGCCUCUUGCUUAGACCUUCUCCUCAACCUAUUCAGCUGUAAGUCGACCUAUUCCUUCUGUUAAAAUUGAAAGUCGACUUUUUAUAAGAUUUAAGUUGUAAGUCGACCGUCUCUAUCUGGUUAGGUUGUAAGUCGACCUUCUCUAUCUGGUUAGGUUGUAAGUCGACCUUCUCAGUCUGUUAAGUUGUGAGUCGACCGUCUCUAUCUGGUUAAGUUGUAAGUCGACCGUCUCUAUCUGGUUAGGUUGUAAGUCGACCUUCUCAAUCUGUUGUAUCUUCUCAAACUGUAAAGUUGCAAGUCACCCUCAACCUGCUACUGACACAGGCCACGUCGAUACCUGCCUCAGUGACCCAGCUGGACCUUCUCACAUCACCACCAUUUAGAGGCAAAUUAAACUAUGAACCUUUGAGAGAACUGAAGGUAAACAUCCUUAAACAGGUGUAAUGUGUCAUAGAGGAGUUCCCCCUACCACUGUUCGCUCAGAGAGGUUCUUACAAAAUUUAUAUCCUGUCUUGUCCUGUCCCACCCAGAUGGACAGGUUCAUGCAAUAAUCAAUUAUUUCCUGUCUACUGUAACAAAAUAAAAGCAGUUAAGAA
Molecule: messenger RNA, 1089 nt
Organism: Homarus americanus (American lobster)
Lineage: Eukaryota; Metazoa; Arthropoda; Malacostraca; Decapoda; Nephropidae
Exons: 4
Coding region: 131-535 (134 amino acids)
Biological process (GO): lipid catabolic process; digestion
Cellular component (GO): extracellular region
Molecular function (GO): enzyme activator activity
Source: RefSeq, a predicted model, not a curated record